Molecule: messenger RNA, 6362 nt
Organism: Myiozetetes cayanensis
Lineage: Eukaryota; Metazoa; Chordata; Aves; Passeriformes; Tyrannidae
Gene: WDR25
Product: WD repeat domain 25
Exons: 7
Coding region: 1480-3009 (509 amino acids)
Molecular function (GO): protein binding
Source: RefSeq, a predicted model, not a curated record
CGUGUCGGGCUCUCCCGGCCCCACCAGUGGUCUCGGUGCCCGGGGCUGCGGGGAGAGUGCGUGUGCGUGUAGAGGUUGCGGCUCCGCGGGAGAGCGCAAGGAGGCGGCCGCGGUGCCCGGACUCGCUGCCUCGGGCAGGGCUGCACCGGGGAGGGCCGGGUGGUGUUCCCGGAAUCACAAAGUCUUUAGGGCUGGAAGGGACCUCUGGAGAUCAUCCAGCCCAAUCCCCCCUGCUAAAGCAGGGUCAGCUGGAGCAAGUGACAGGAGCGCGUCCACGUGGGUUUGGGAUGUCUCCAGAGAGGGAGGCUUAAAGACCUCCCUGGGCAGCCUGUUCCAGUGCUCUGCCACCUUCAGUGUAAAGAAGUUCUUCCUCCUGUUGAGGUGAAAGUUCUUGUGUUUUAGUUUGUGGCCGUUGCUCCUCGUCCUGUCGCUGAGCGCCACCGAGAAGAGCCUGGCACCAUCCUCUUGGCACCCACCUUUGAGAUAUUUAUGUGCGUUAAUGAGGUGCCCUCUCAGUCUCCUGACUAAAAAUGCCCAUCUCCUGCAUCUCUCCUCAUAAGGGAGAUGUUCCAGACCCCUCAUCAUCUUUGCGGCCUCUGCUGGGCCCUCCCCGGUACUUUGCUCUUCCCCUCUGGGGGCUGUGGGGCACUGGGAGUGAGAAAGCAGCCCCGGGGGGCGGCGAUGCCUCCCGUGUGACCGCACCGGGGCCGGCGGGAGGGACCUGCGGUGCUGCCUCCGCUCCCGUGUCACAGCUCCUCUGGCAGCCGCGGUCACUCGGUGGGUGUGGGGCGUUGUGCGUGACGGACUGAACGCUCCUUGGUUCAGUGCGUUCGGGCAAAUCAGCCGUGUGGAAGAUAAAACGGAAAUUCUGUAAACUCUGUUAGCUGAGCACAUUGUAAAUAACGUCGUUAAUAAAUUCACGGUCUAGUUACAGUGUUUCGAAUCAAGUACCUUGUGGUUUCCAUCUCCCGGCUUUUUUCUUUAACUAGGCCAAGGCAAGAAACUUUGGGUGGUGUUUCUUUAGAAGCAGAUGUUGAUGGGAAGUCUUUAGAUGAGACAGGUGCUUUGGUUUUACGAAAGUACUGACACGUAUGGGUGAUGUGUGUGGUGGGAUGGAUUUGUGCUGGCCAGAUGUAAUGGGGCAGUUUCUUUCCUGUAUCUUAUGGGAAAUGUUUUUAACGUCGUGUUUGCACGGCACUGUGUUGCACUUAGUUCUGAAUCUCAGCUUGAAUUUUUUGUGUUGAAACAAACUAAAGUAGCUUUGAAAGUCUAACCCAGUCCACUUGUGUAUCUUACUUUAUAGCUUUUAGUCAGAGGCCAACUUCUUACUGUAUUUGUUCUUUGGACAUGGUGCAUUUGGCUGGGACCUGUUUUUAGCACUGCAAUAUAAAGAGUAACCGCUCAAUACAAUUAUUCAAAGGUUAGAAUUUUGGAGGAUUGCAGCACUGAGAUCUCUGGAGCCUGCUGUGCAUAGCCAUAAUGAGUUCAUCACUGGUUGCUUAUGAGGAUUCAGACUCUGAGACAGAAACUGAGACGACUGAAGUCCCCCAAGCUUUUGGCACAGGAAAAAGCUCUCAGAGUUCUUCUGUGAGUUGUGGUCAGCACUUUGCACCUGGUAGUUUAGGUACAAAAUCUACAUAUGAAAUGCACCCUGUGGAGAACAGUGGCAGUUCUGGCACAAGCACUGUUUGUGAAGAUCCCCCUGAGCUUUAUGCACAGACUAAUAACACUGACUUGACAUCUCCUUACUCUAGGAGGGUAUACUCUGACCAUGCUGCAUUAUCUAUGGCGUACAGAAACUGUGAACAGACCUCAAGCUCUUCAGCAAACUCUGGACACGGCAUUUCUCAGAAGAGAAUACAUAAAGACAGUGCUACUACCAUAAAAGGAAUUAGACCAUAUAUCCCCAAACGAUUGCGUCAAGAAAAUUCCAGUAUGCCUGAAACAAAAGAAUCUGAUCAGAGAGGUAGCUCAGAUUGUGAUGGUAAACUGGGUAUGUCAGGAGAGCAGUCUUCGAGAAAGAUCUCUGAAUUAAUAAAGCCAUAUUUGGGAUCCAAAUAUAAAUCAACUGAAGUCCCCAAAAGCUUGAUAUUUUACAUGUCUAAGCACAGUGGCCCCGUUAAUGAAAUCCAGUGGUGUCCUGUACGGGAACAGAGUCACAUGCUUCUCUCAGCUUCUAUGGACAGAACCGUCAAGGUGUGGGAUGCUGUAGAUACAGGCUGCUGUUUAAAAACAUACUCCUGUCACUCCUGUGCUGUUCGAGCUGCCCGGUGGUCGUCUUGUGGGAGAAGGAUCCUCAGUGGGGGCUUUGAUUCCACACUGCAUUUAACAGAUGUAGAAACAGGGAAGCAGGUAUUUAGCAGCAAAACAGAAUUUAGGAUCAGUGCUCUCAAGUUCCACCCUACAGAGUCAAAUAUUUUCCUUUGUGGAGGGUUCAGCCCAGAAGUUAAAGCUUGGGAUAUAAGGACUUCUAAGGUGUUAAGAGUGUACAAAGCUGCAGUACAACAGACUUUGGAUGUACUCUUUCUCCCUGAAGGAAGAGAGUUUCUUACAAGCACAGAUGCAGUAAGCCGGGACUCAGCUGAUCGUACCAUCAUUGCAUGGGAUUUCCAAAGUGCUGCAAAAAUCUCCAACCAGAUUUUUCAUGAGCGUUACACUUGCCCAAGUCUGUCUCUGCACCCAAAAGAGUCUGUGUUUGUUGCUCAGACAAACGGGAACUACAUGGCUUUGUUUUCUGCGCAGCGACCGUACCGGAUCAACAAAAAGAAAAGAUAUGAAGGACAUAAGGUGGAAGGAUUUGCAGUGGGCUGUGAAUUUUCUCCAGAUGGAACACUUUUGGUGACAGGAAGUUCAGAUGGCAAAGUGUUUUUCUACAACUAUCAUACUUCUAGGAUUAUUCGCACUUUGUCUGCACAUAAAGAAGCUUGUGUGAGUGCAAUAUUUCACCCAGUCUUGCCAUCACUCCUUGCAACCUGUGACUGGGCUGGAGAAAUCAAGAUCUGGCAAUAACAAGGAGGGUUAAUUUUCAGGAUGUCUUCUGUUAGUCUGUCAAAGGCUUAGGAAAUAAACCAGGUUAUGCAAUGUGAAUUUUUGUUGUGUUGUGUUGUAAGCAGGAGAGAGAGUGUUAUCUUUUCUUCUAUGACCUCUAAGCGUAUGCUUUCAUAAUGUGGUGAAGAUGGUCUUGUGGUUAACUACUGAGCACAGAAGUGUUCCUACUCUCUCCCUCAGCCCUGGUGACAAAUUUCUGACCCUUUUGUGUCGAUCUUCUGGUGCUCAUCUAAUCCAACCCUGAUUUGAGUACUUAAACUUAAGAAAAUUACUACUCUUAUUAUGUUAUCUUUUUAAUGCAAUUUAUUAAACCAGGUUUUGUCAUAGAAUCAUGGAAUCAUUUACGUUGGAAAAGGCCUUUAAAAUCAUCAAGUCCAAAUCUUAACCCAGCACUGCCAAGUCCACCACUAAAUCACAUUUCAAAGUGUCACAUCUACACAUCUUUUAAACAUCUCCAGAGAUGGUGACUCAACCACUUGCCUGGGCAGCCUGUUCAACCUAACAACUCUUUUGCUGAAGAAAUUUUUUCUACUAUCCAAUCUAAACUGCCGCUGUCGCAACUUGAGGCUGGUUGCUCUUGUCCUCAUCAAAAGUUGAAGACACGCUAUUUAACAGAGGAUGAUGUUCAGAUCAAUUAUUGCCUGUUUCAUCUUCCUGGGAUUUCCUGGGAUUUUUUACUCACUACUAUAAGCUAGUUUAGCUCCCUGACCUGAUCACUGAAGGGUUAGAGUAGCAAUACUUCUGAGCACAAGGAAGGGGUAAGAUCAUAGGGCAGGCGGAACUGCUUUUUCUAGAUAUGGUUUGUCUCUUACUGGCUCAACUUACUGUAAAAUGCCAUCUGAGGGUUUCAGAAAAAGGUGUGAUAGAGAAUUUGAACCAAAUAUAGAAGUCAAUAUAUUUGUGUUUUUGAAAUCCUGAUGUCUAAACUUGAAUGUACUACUGUAUAUAAAUAGAAUGAAACUAUGUGCAAAUAUUUUUGAGGAACAAUAAACUUCUUUUUUAUACAUUAUGUAUCUAUUCACUAGUUUACUCCCAUUAUUCUUGACAAGUUAGUACAGAAAACUAUAGUGGAAUUGAUGCUUAGGGGGGAAACAACAUUACACUAAUUUAUUGUAAACACAUAUGCAUUUCUCCAUACUUAUUGAUGUCACUUAGACACAGAAAAUUGUCAUCAUAUUAUUCAGUGCAAGGGAUGGUUUUUUGACAUUCAGACAGGAGCUUGGCAAUUCUGCAACAAAUAGAAAGUUCAUUAGGCCUUCAUUGUGUAUUUACAUAUAUAUAGAUUGUUUGUAAGUGUAAGAUUGUGUUCCCUGCACUGGUAUUGCUUGGUUCUAGAAAAUAUUUUAUAUGCAUGUGUAUGUUUGUCUAUGAAAAAAAAAAGUCUAUACAUCACAGAAACCAUACAUAUUCCUAACCUUGACUCCCUGUAAACAUGUGCACCUUGUAGUGAGUGCUAUAUGCAUGGCUUAAGUUUCGUCUGGUUAGUCUGUAAAGGCAUUUUAACAUCCACAGGGUAAUUGGAUUGAGUAAAUUGUCUCUGUCGUGGGACCCAGAAGCCAUGUACAGGAACAACUUUUCCAUCCUUUUAUUCUUCUGAUUUUUUUCUUAUUGCCACAAGUGCAGGGGGUUUCUAUCUGUUUUUCACAUGCUCGGUUAAAAAAGCUUUUUCAGAGAAAAAUUUACAGAACGCUCAUGUAAAUGGCAGAUUUUAAUUAAUUAAUGAGCAAAAUGUGAUCCAAUGGUUUGGAGUUCCUUAUUGCUUGUAGUAAGAGAUAAGCCUAUAGCAAGACUGCAAAUCCAGUUGUAUUGUUUGAAGUCUGGACCACGAUAUUGUGGCUGCAUAGUUUUAAUCAUCUUAUCAACAGUUAUGGUGAGUCUUAACACAGGACAUUAAAUUUAAGUGAACUGUGCAAUGCAGCAAAAGCAAUUUUUUUUUAUUUCCCCAGACUGUCCUUAAUUUCUUGCUUCCUUGUUCAGCAAUUAGGUGUUUGACAGGAGCCUGAAUUCUGCACUUCUCUUGACUCUGCCUCUAGUGUGCAAGUCAGCUGUACCUUUAAAUGAAAACUGGUUUGGUGAUUUUGAGUGUCAUGGUUUUGCCCAACCGGCUAGUCCCUGGGGCUGAGGAUGGUUUUGUCCAGGUGGAUUUCCAGACAAAAAGGCCAAUCAAAACUCUUAGUGACGCCUUUGCUAAUUACAUAUUUAAGAAAACGGAAGAGAAGGCUUAUUGCGCAGUUGAAAUUAGGAGCAGCAGCCAUGUAGGAGAGGCAGCAGUGGGCCAAGGCCUCCUCCUCCCCUGGCUUGGGCUGGGGGCAGGUGCGGCACUGAAGCCCCUCUUCUCUCUUGUAAGAGAGUGAAUCAAAAAACUUUAGAGAAGGACUGACUGCUUGGACAAGAAACACUGCAGAAGAAAUUCCAGCAAAGAGAUAACGAAGUGUCCAAGGUCGAAGCUGGCAGCUGCAGGAGAGAGAAGAAAAGUACGAAGGGGGACCUGUUUCUCCCCCCUUUCACUCUCUCCCUUCAGCAGGGCAAAGUCUAAAAAAAAAUAAUCCCUGCCACCUGCAGAAGUUUGUUGGGGUGAGGAGACCCCAUUUUGCUCGUGGAGGAGCCUACACUAGAGUAAGUUGCAUGAGGAAGCCGAGACUUCAUGAAAAGGACUGAGAUAAGGCAGAGUCCUGUUGAAGAUUUGUGACCCUAGAAAGGACGAGGCUUACACUGGAGAAGAUGGCUUGGAUAAGCUUGGGAUCUCAGUGAGAGAUCCAUGCUGCUAGUGCUGGAGAUUUGUGACCUAGAGAGAAACGAGACCUACGCUGGAGCAGAAAAUGGCUUGGGUAGGGAUGUUGGGAUCCAUGCUGGACCCAUGCUGGAGAGGUCUAUCAAGGACUAUUCUCCCGUGGGGAGGGACCUCCACAGUGAAACAGGGGGGACUCAUAAACCAUUAUCCCCUGUAACCCUGUGGAAGAAGAUCCAUGGUAGGCAAGUGUCCCCUUGCAAGACCAUGGAAGAAAAAACCUUCAGAGCCUGGGUAACCCCCAGCCUCCGGUCUUAGCCUAGGACAGGGGGUUGGCCCAGCCCUGGAGGCCGACACAGAGCAAGAGAGAAAAAGAAAGAAUUCCAACUGCGACCAGAGUGCUGCAGAGUUAUUGAAGAGACCUGCAGCUCCGAGAAUGGAGAAAGAAACUGCUUUUCCUCCUUAGACUGAUAAAAAGGGGGGAGAAGUAUUUUCUGUAAAUACAUAGUACUUAAGUAGAAUUGUUGUAGAUACAGUUCUUUAGUUUUAGCUUGUUAGUAAUAAAUGUUAAUAUUAUUUUCCUAAA